UACAACUGAAGAAAAUUUUGACGGCUCUUAGUGGAUUUUUAAUGAGCCAGUGAGUGAAAACUUUUCACCAGACAGCUUAACUAUGUCUGGAAUGUCUAUGGAAGCUGAUAACAACUUCGUUAGUGUGCCGGAGGAUAGAGCGCCUGUACAACAUUCAGCUGGAGAGAAAAACGCAGAGCGAGAGGAGAUUUUACUAAGCACUUCCAGUGUUCCUAAUGAGUGUUCUGCAAAGUCAUUGGAAGCCGCGAGAGUUGACAGAGCAGAAACGGACGACCGGAAGCCUUCGACAGCCCAAGGAGAGAAAAGCUCUAGAAGAUUCUGAAGUUCCAGCGCACGUGCUGACUUAACCCAAAUGUGUGAAUUCACAGAGGUCCACUUGAAGAACCAUGGUUACAGCUAGAAGAUGAUGAUGAACAGGAGAAUUGCCUAGCAUCAAGUGGGGCAACCUGGGCAGGAACUCGCAAUCAAGCAAGAAAACAGAGAACUGAAAAUAGGAAUGGCCAUGCAUGGACUUCACAUAAAAGGACUGGCACAGGAGAGAAAUCAUGUAAAUGCAUGUCACCUCAGUAGACAUCAAAGAAAACAUGGAGGGGAGAAAAUGUAUCCCUGUAUGGAAUGUGGAAAGAGCUUCAGUCACAGUAGUAUCCUUAGAUCACAUCAAAGAACUCACACCGGGGAAAAACCACAUCAAUGCAUAGAAUGUGCAAAGAGUUUUAGUCAGAGUGGUCACCUUAGGUUACAUCAAAGGACUCCCACUGGAGAGAAACCACAUAAAUGCAUGGAAUGUGGAAAGAGCUUCAGUCAGAGUGGUCGCCUUAGGUUACAUCAAAGGACUCCCACUGGAGAGAAACCACAUAAAUGCAUGGAAUGUGGAAAGAGCUUCAGUCAGAGUGGUCGCCUUAGGUUACAUCAAAGGACUCCCACUGGAGAGAAACCACAUAAAUGCAUGGAAUGUGGAAAGAGCUUUAGUCACCGUAGCACCCUUAGGUUACAUCAAAGGACCCACACUGGGGAGAAACCACAUAAAUGCAUGGAAUGUGGAAAGAGUUUUAGUCGCAGUGAUACCCUUACAUCACAUCAAAGGACUCACACUGGGGAGAAACCACAUAAAUGCAUGGAAUGUGGAAAGAACUUUAGUAAGAGUAGUGACCUUAAGUCACAUCAAAGGACUCACACUGGGGAGAAACCGAAUAAAUGCAUAGAAUGUGGAAAGAGCUUUAGUCAGAGUGGUUACCUUAGGAAACAUCAAAGGAUUCACACUGGUGAAAAACAACAUAAAUGCAUGGAAUGCGGAAAGAGCUUUAGUCAAAGUAGCACUCUUAAGUUACAUCACAGGACUCACACUGGAGAGAAACCACAUAAAUGCAUGGAAUGCGGAAAGAGCUUUAGUCAAAGUAGCACUCUUAAGUUACAUCACAGGACUCACACUGGAGAGAAACCACAUAAAUGCAUGGAAUGCGGAAAGAGCUUUAGUCAAAGUAGCACUCUUAAGUUACAUCACAGGACUCACACUGGAGAGAAACCACAUAAAUGCAUGGAAUGCGGAAAGAGCUUUAGUCAAAGUAGCACUCUUAAGUUACAUCACAGGACUCACACUGGAGAGAAACCACAUAAAUGCAUGGAAUGCGGAAAGAGCUUUAGUCAAAGUAGCACUCUUAAGUUACAUCACAGGACUCACACUGGAGAGAAACCACAUAAAUGCAUGGAAUGCGGAAAGAGCUUUAGUCAAAGUAGCACUCUUAAGUUACAUCACAGGACUCACACUGGAGAGAAACCACAUAAAUGCAUGGAAUGCGGAAAGAGCUUUAGUCAAAGUAGCACUCUUAAGUUACAUCACAGGACUCACACUGGAGAGAAACCACAUAAAUGCAUGGAAUGCGGAAAGAGCUUUAGUCAAAGUAGCACUCUUAAGUUACAUCACAGGACUCACACUGGAGAGAAACCACAUAAAUGCAUGGAAUGCGGAAAGAGCUUUAGUCAAAGUAGCACUCUUAAGUUACAUCACAGGACUCACACUGGAGAGAAACCACAUAAAUGCAUGGAAUGCGGAAAGAGCUUUAGUCAAAGUAGCACUCUUAAGUUACAUCACAGGACUCACACUGGAGAGAAACCACAUAAAUGCAUGGAAUGCGGAAAGAGCUUUAGUCAAAGUAGCACUCUUAAGUUACAUCACAGGACUCACACUGGAGAGAAACCACAUAAAUGCAUGGAAUGCGGAAAGAGCUUUAGUCAAAGUAGCACUCUUAAGUUACAUCACAGGACUCACACUGGAGAGAAACCACAUAAAUGCAUGGAAUGCGGAAAGAGCUUUAGUCAAAGUAGCACUCUUAAGUUACAUCACAGGACUCACACUGGAGAGAAACCACAUAAAUGCAUGGAAUGCGGAAAGAGCUUUAGUCAAAGUAGCACUCUUAAGUUACAUCACAGGACUCACACUGGAGAGAAACCACAUAAAUGCAUGGAAUGCGGAAAGAGCUUUAGUCGCAGUGGUGUCCUUAGGUUACAUCAAAGGACUCACACUGGCUAGAAACCACAUAAAUUCCUGGAAUGUGGAAAGAGCUUCAGACUAAGUGGUCACCUUAGGUUACAGCAAAGGACUCACACUGGGGAGAAACCACAUAAAUGCUUGGAAUGUGGAAGGGGUUUUACUCAGAGGUCCUGAUAAUUAAUGCAUAAGAAACUCAUUCAGUUUUGUGCUGGUUUCCAGUGGAAAAAUUAAGCAACCAAAAGCUGACUCAAUGCAAAAGAGAGAAAAAGCAAAAAAAUGGAGUGCAUUUGAAGUGCCACUUGUGAUGUGUUUUACUUCUAUUGUUAAUUAACAGAGAGAUACCA
Pogona vitticeps (central bearded dragon) is the source of this 2832-nucleotide messenger RNA. The record is from RefSeq and is a predicted model, not a curated record. NCBI's taxonomy places the organism in Eukaryota, Metazoa, Chordata, Lepidosauria, Squamata, Agamidae.